Salvelinus namaycush (lake trout) is the source of this 1543-nucleotide messenger RNA. RefSeq names its product chloride intracellular channel 5a (gene clic5a). The coding region runs from base 145 to 894 and encodes 249 amino acids. The record is from RefSeq and is a predicted model, not a curated record. The transcript has 6 exons. Lineage: Eukaryota; Metazoa; Chordata; Actinopteri; Salmoniformes; Salmonidae.
ACACAAGCGCGCAGCACAGCAAGGAGUUGCUGGGUACAACAGGACAAACGUGACUGGGCCAGAACCCAGGCUGAGAACACAGACGGACAAUACACACAUACACACUAUUGCAGAACAUAACACACACCUGUUAGAGCAGUGGAGAUGACUGACACGUCUGCAGCUGAAGAGGAGAAGGACCCUGAUAUUGAACUUUUUGUCAAGGCAGGGAGUGAUGGGGAGAGUAUAGGUAACUGUCCGUUCUCUCAGCGUCUCUUCAUGAUCCUAUGGCUAAAAGGAGUCGUCUUCAACGUCACUACAGUCGACCUGAAGAGAAAGCCGGCUGACCUCCAUAACCUUGCUCCAGGCACACACCCACCCUUCCUGACCUUCGAAGGAGAGGUGAAGACGGACAUCAAUAAGAUAGAAGAAUACCUAGAGGACAUGCUGGCUCCACCCAGGUACCCUAAACUGGCAGCUAAGAACCGGGAGUCCAAUACGUCAGGAAACGACAUCUUCGCCAAGUUUUCUGCCUACAUCAAAAACAUCAGGCCAGAGAACAACGCAGUUCUAGAGAAAAGUCUCAACAAGGCAUUAGCCAAGCUGGAUGAGUUCCUUCUGUCCCCGCUGCCAGAGGAGCUGCAGGAUGGCAGAGAUGUGGCAGAAGGGGGGUCGUUACGGAAGUAUCUAGACGGAGACACAUUAACACUGGCCGACUGCAACUUGCUGCCCAAAUUACAUGUCGUCAAGGUGGUCGCUAAGAGAUACCGUAACUAUGAGAUCCCUACAGAGCUGCAGGGUGUAUGGCGUUACAUUCAAAAUGCCUACAGGCGAGAUGAGUUUACCAACACCUGCGCGGCUGAUGCAGAGAUAGAACUAGCCUAUCAGGACGUGGCCAAGAGGCUGUCCAAGUGAUAAUGCCUGGAAUCAUUACUCUGUGUAGUUUUUCUAAAUGAAUCAAAUCAGGUUUUAUUAAAUCCAAUAAAAUAAACCAGACUCAGUCAUAUAAAACCUAUUUUAGUAUAUCCUGCUUUCUUUUACACUUCUGGACUUUUAGACUUUUACUCUAAUAAUAUUUUUUUUUUAUAUAGUUCCAGCUGUCCCACAAAAAUACAUUUUCAGAGUAAGGGUGGCACAGCAAGAUGAUCAAGAUGUUAAUAUUGCAAGAUUAACUUCAUUCAAGAUAUAUGAUCUUCGAUCUUUAUAAUAUGUUAACAUUUGAACAGUUUUAUUACAGUAAAUUGGAGCAAAGAGCAGUAAUCGAGGAUGAAGAGAAAGUGCUAUUUGAAUGGAAGAACACAGUAUUGAUAACACACAGUAUUUUUGGCCACAGUAGAUUUCAAUUAAUGGUUGGUUAGUAGAUGAAUGAAUGAUAGGGCAUGUGAUUGUGAAGUUAAAGUGUUUUCCCAGACUGCACCAUCCUGUGGUCACAGAGUUGUUGUGUGUGUUGUAAAACCAGGAAUUGACAACAAAGUUUUCAUAUAACUAUACUGAUUUGAUCAUAAGUUAACAAAUGUUAAUGAGUGUUAUCGCUCUAAUUUAAAUAAUAAAUAUAUUUUCUCAU